AUGAACUCUAUGAGGGAUCCAUUAAACACAGACCACCACCACCACCACCACCACCACGUAACGGGGAAUAAACUUGCCUCCACGCACCACACGGCUCUGUCGAUGGCCUCCACUUUGCAGCCGCUGCAGCGGUCUGUGGACUCUAAACACCGGUCAGAGGUGCACACGGUGUCGGACACCUCCAGUCCGGAGUCUGUCGAAAAAGAAAAGAACCAAAAUAAAAACGACGACUCCUCAGACGACCCUUCUAAAAAGAAGCGUCAGCGGCGGCAGAGGACUCACUUCACCAGCCAGCAGCUGCAGGAACUGGAGGCCACUUUCCAGCGGAAUCGCUACCCGGACAUGAGCACGAGGGAGGAGAUAGCCGUGUGGACCAACCUCACAGAGGCCCGGGUCAGGGUUUGGUUCAAGAACCGGCGAGCCAAGUGGAGGAAACGGGAAAGAAACCAACAAGCCGAGCUCUGCAAAAGCGGCUUCGGCCCGCAGUUCAACGGACUCAUGCAGCCCUACGAAGACAUGUACCCCAGCUACACGUACAACAACUGGGCCGCCAAGGGCCUCACGUCGGCCUCGUUGUCCACCAAAAGCUUCCCUUUCUUCAACUCCAUGAAUGUCAACCCUUUGUCCUCGCAGACCAUGUUCUCGCCGUCCAACUCCAUAUCCUCCAUGACUUCCAGCAUGGUGCCAUCGUCGGUCACCGGCGUGCCGGGCUCCAGCCUCAACAGCCUCAAUAACUUGAACAACCUCAGUAACCCGUCUCUCAACUCGGGGGUGCCCACCUCGGCGUGCCCCUACGCGCCUCCGACCCCUCCCUACGUGUACAGGGACACUUGUAACUCCAGCCUGGCCAGCCUGAGACUGAAAGCCAAGCAGCACUCGAGUUUUGGAUACGUGCAGAAUCCGGCCACUAAUCUGAGCGCUUGCCAAUAUGCCGUGGACAGACCAGUCUAA
This is a messenger RNA of Cyclopterus lumpus (lumpfish), 951 nucleotides long. It is a transcript of the gene pitx2, whose product is annotated as paired-like homeodomain 2. Gene Ontology annotation, biological process: regulation of transcription by RNA polymerase II; anatomical structure morphogenesis. The record is from RefSeq and is a predicted model, not a curated record. Gene Ontology annotation, molecular function: DNA-binding transcription factor activity, RNA polymerase II-specific; RNA polymerase II cis-regulatory region sequence-specific DNA binding. NCBI's taxonomy places the organism in Eukaryota, Metazoa, Chordata, Actinopteri, Perciformes, Cyclopteridae. Gene Ontology annotation, cellular component: nucleus. Bases 1 to 951 code for a protein of 316 amino acids. The transcript has 3 exons.